AUUACUGAUCCGCUGGUUCAAAUGAUUGAGUGAAGUACGGAGAGCCGAGCAGACAAUGGAGAAGAACGCGACACGGAGACUCUGCUGAAAGACUUCUCUGCGUGUUUACUCUCCUCUCGAACACAUCCAACUACUUUGGAUAGUCGCCGUUCUCUCCCUCUCUCUCUCUCUGUCUCUCUUUCGCUUUUAUUUUUUUACAUUUAUUUUUUUUCUUUGCCUUUGAAACGGACGCAUAGCUGCACCACAUCCGAGGUCAUCAUGCCUCCCACGACCCCAUACGCUGGAAAGUUCAGCUCCUGCGCUCCUUACAGCAACAACAACAAUCAUCCGCAACCUCAGAGUCCGUACCGCAACGGCAGCGGCCCCAAACCCGCCAGGGAGAACAUCUACAACGGGAACUACUCGGCCGCGGAGAACCCUUACGACAUCCCGCAGCCGCACAGCGCGUACCGCAGCGCCUCCGUCUCCUCCGUCAACGCCAAGGAGCAUCACUACAGCGGCGGCUACGGCGUCUCGGAGAACCCGUACUCGCCGCCGCCGCCCCACAGCCCCCGCCAGCACAGCACUUCCUGUCCGGGCCGCGCCUACCGCCACACCAGCGGCAGCAGCAGCAGCAACGGCGGCGGCAGCAGCGGCAGCGAGCAGUCCUGCCGCAACGGCUCGGCUCUGACCAAGGCCAGGCUGCACGGACACGGCAUCACCGCCAGCUACGGCGAGAUGUGCUACCACGACAACAGCCUGGUCUCCGCCUCCCUGGAGGCGCUGAUCCAGCACCUGGUCCCCACGGUGGACUACUACCCUGACAGGUCGUACGUGUUCACGUUCCUGCUGAGUUCUCGCCUCUUCCUGCACCCGUACGAGCUCAUGACGAGGGUCUGUCAUCUGUGCGUGGAGCAGCAGCGGUCUGGAGAUGCCCUGCUGGAUAAGAUCCGUUUCCGCGAAGUGGCGCCCAAGCUGGUGCAGCUGUUGACCGAGUGGACGGAGACGUUCCCGUACGACUUCAGGGACGAGAGGAUGAUGCGCUGCCUCAAGGACAUGACGCACCACGUGGCGCGCGGCGACGAGUACUCGUGGCGAGCCAUGCAGCAGAUGACCCAGCGCCUCAUCAAGCGCCUGUCCGCCCUGGGGCAGUACGAGGAGGCCGUGGCGGCGCUCAACGCCGUGGCCAUGGAGCGGCCCGCCUCCCUGAAGAGCAAGCAGGCCUCGGCCCAGCGGAGCGACGUGCUGAGCGUGUGCGACGACCCCUUCGUCCUCGCCCAGCAGCUCACGCACAUCGAGCUGGACAGACUGAGUUUUAUCGGCCCUGAGGAAUUCAUCCAGACGUUUGCCAUGAAGGAUCCUCUGGAGAACCACAAGGGUUUCUUCCGGAAGCGUAAAACCAGCAACCUGGAGGCCUACGUCAACUGGUUCAACAGGCUGAGCUACCUGGUGGCCACUGAGAUCUGCAUGCCAGUGAAGAAGAAACACCGAGCGAGGAUCAUAGAGUUUUUCAUCGACGUGGCUCAGGAGUGCUUCAACAUCGGCAACUUCAACUCCCUCAUGGCCAUCAUCACCGGGAUGAACAUGAGUCCUGUGGCCCGACUGAAGAAAACCUGGAACAAAGUCAACACUGACAAGUUCGAGAUCCUGGAGCACCAGAUGGACCCCUCCAGCAACUUCAGCAACUACCGCACGGCGCUGCGCGGCGCCACCCAGAGGUCCGAGACGGCGCACAGCAGCCAGGAGAAGAUCGUGAUUCCUUUCUUCAGUCUGCUCAUCAAAGACAUCUACUUCCUGAACGAAGGCUGCGCCAACAGGCUGGCCAACGGACACAUCAACUUCGAGAAACUCUGGGAACUCGCAAAGCAAGUGAGUGAGUUCCUGGUUUGGCGUCAGGUCGUGUGCCCCUUCGACAGAGACCGCCGGAUUCUCCAGUAUCUUGUCACAACGCCGGUUUUUACCGAAGACGAGCUGCAUCUGGCCUCAUAUGAGAGCGAAGGACCGGAGAACAACAUGGAGAAAGACAGCCGCAGGUCUCUGAGAUCGUCUCUUCUCCAUCGAGAGAAUCGCUCGUAAGAGAGCGAGACGGCCUUCUGCGCUUCAGACUGUAAAUGUAUCAAGUGUUAAGAAGCUACGGACUCAUCUUUAUUGACCUUGUGGAUGCAUUUUCUCGGGGCCAAAGUUGUGGUCUUGGACUUAAAAUGCAGUUUUUACAUGCCAAGAAAUACUUCUGGGACCACAUCCUCACAAGAAUCAUGAAUGAUUGAUGAAUCCGGCACAGGAAACGUCUCUGAUGAAGUUCUCCCAGUGCCAAAAACCUCCGUGCUGCUGCCUCGAUCGCCCUCGGUCCCGAGGAGUCUCCACUCUACACACCCCGGUUUCCUUAACACAGCCACGAGUUGUGCAUUUUCUCCGACAUCAGCUCUGUCCCAGGCACUCACAGGACUUCGGGGGUGGUGGUAUCACCCCGUCACUGGCCACGCCCGCCUCUCUUUGCAGAAACGUGGAGGGAGAGACGGCCACGGACCUGAUUAAUGCGUGCUGGCGGCCCCGCAGCACUGCUGAGGAUCUCCGGAGAGCUCGGACAUCAGAGCCGACUGGCCUCCAUCUGUACCAUAAAUCACAGGCUGCUUCUAACGUCGUCCGGCUGCACGCCACGUGGAGCACGGCGCUCUGCACGCUUGCUCCCGCUUUGCACAGUCACUCGAGACACACUACGUUUCUUUUUUAUCGGUGGGUUCUGGACGUAUUGUGACGUUGUGCACUUUGACUCUGUCGGUGUGUGAGUGACUGCGACGUCGCGCUGGUCAUGCAAACUGAAUGGAAAAUGCACUUCAGUGUGUUCCGGCGUUGUGUAUCAUAGGACUCCAGCGACUCCGAUCUGCAGGCGUCUUUCUAUACUAUAGUAUUAACUUGUAUUUUGUAUCAGAAAGCUUGUGGUUUGUUUUUGUAAUGUACUUUUUUUUUUUUUUUUGCCAAGAGCUUGUUGCUGGUUGGCUGGCUCUGUGUUUGCUAAGCUAUAUAACACCAGUUCAUGUGUGAUGAGAUUUUGGUGUGAUUGAAGCACAAUUGGUUGUGUGUGUGUGUGUGUGUGUGUGUGUGUGUACCAGGUGCAGCUUAACCCUCGUCUUCCCCUCUCUCACCCGCCCUGGUGACGUGAGCGUGACGUGAUCGAUCCUCUCCGAUUCUAGCUAGGCGUGAACGUGAUGCCACUUUUUUCCUUUUUAUGUUUCAAAGACACUCAUUUAUGUUUCAUUCCUUUUUCUAUGUCAUAUAUGCUUUUUUUAAAAAAACUAUUUUUUGUGUAUCACUCGUGUCACCAGUCAGGGUACUUGUACUGAAGGUCUUUGUGAAAAGAGAAAUAUAUUUUUUUUCCUUUCAAAUAAACAGAAAAACAGA
Molecule: messenger RNA, 3378 nt
Organism: Salarias fasciatus (jewelled blenny)
Lineage: Eukaryota; Metazoa; Chordata; Actinopteri; Blenniiformes; Blenniidae
Product: ras-GEF domain-containing family member 1B-B-like
Exons: 14
Coding region: 259-2055 (598 amino acids)
Biological process (GO): Ras protein signal transduction
Cellular component (GO): plasma membrane
Molecular function (GO): guanyl-nucleotide exchange factor activity
Source: RefSeq, a predicted model, not a curated record